Messenger RNA from Oryza sativa Japonica Group (Japanese rice), 3064 nucleotides. Its product is annotated as plastid division protein CDP1, chloroplastic. The record is from RefSeq and is a predicted model, not a curated record. Gene Ontology annotation, cellular component: chloroplast inner membrane. NCBI's taxonomy places the organism in Eukaryota, Viridiplantae, Streptophyta, Magnoliopsida, Poales, Poaceae. Gene Ontology annotation, biological process: chloroplast fission.
UCGCCAUCAUCGACCUUCCUCUCUCUCUCUCUCCGGCCUCCGGCUUCGCCUUCACGACGCCUCUCCUCCUCCACCUCGCUGACGCUUUGUCCCUUUAUUCGCGGGGGCCUACGACUCGCCCGCCUCCCAAAACCCUAAAGCAUCCAUCCGCUCGCACAUGGUGGCGUUGGCGAGGGUGGGCUAGGGUUGGGGGGGUGAGGUCUUCAGGCCAGCCAUGGCGAUGCCGACGGUGGCCGCGGCGGCGGCGGUUGUCCCCGGGGUCGCAUGUGGGUCCUCGACGCGGCGUGUUGGGGUGGGAAAUGGCAAUGCGUCCGCACACGCCGGGGGUGGAUGCCUGGCUGGCGGACGGCGAGGGGCGGCCGCGUGGGUUGCGCGCGCGAGGGUGGCGGAGGCGCCGCCGGUGGCCGCGGAGGGGAGCAGGCAGGAGGCCCCCGCCGCGCCGAUGGUGGAGAUCCCCGUCACUUGCUAUCAGAUUCUUGGUGUUACAGAGAAGGCUGAGAAAGAUGAGAUUGUCAAAGCAGCAAUGGAGCUGAAAAAUGCAGAAAUUGAAGACGGGUACAUGGCAGAGGUGUCUACCUGCAGACAGGCUCUGCUGGUAGAUGUGAGAGACAAACUUCUCUUUGAACAGGAGUACGCAGGAAGCAUAAAAGAAAAGCUUCCACCCAGAUCCUCUCUUCAUAUACCUUGGAGUUGGUUGCCUGCUGCACUUUGUGUCUUGCAGGAGGUUGGAGAAGAGAAGCUAGUUUUGGAAAUUGGUCAGGCGGCUCUACGACGCCCAGAUUCUAGGCCAUAUGUUCAUGAUGUGCUUCUUGCAAUGGCACUAGCUGAAUGUUCUAUUGCAAAAGCUAGCUUUGAGAAAAGUAAAGUGUCUCUUGGCUUUGAAGCUCUAGCACGUGCUCAAUACCUGUUGAGGAGAAAACCGUCUUUGGAGAAGUUGCCCCUUCUUGAACAGAUUGAAGAAUCACUUGAAGAGCUUGCACCUGCUUGCACUCUGGAGCUUCUAAGCUUACCUCAGACACCUGAAAACGCUGAACGCAGGCAGGGUGCUAUUGCAGCUCUCUGUGAACUGCUUAGACAGGGUCUUGACGUUGAAUCCUCUUGUAGAGUUCAUGAUUGGCCUUGUUUCUUGGGCCAAGCAAUGAAUAAGUUGUUAGCCACUGAAAUUGUGGAUCUACUUUCUUGGGAUACUUUGGCUACAACUCGUAAAAACAAAAAAUCGUUGGAAUCCCAGAGCCAGCGGGCAGUAGUUGACUUCAAUUGUUUCCAUGUAGCGAUGCUUGCUCACUUUGCGUUAGGGUUUUCAACCCGGCAGGCUGACCUGAUCAGUAAAGCCAAAACCAUUUGCGAUUGUUUAGUUGCAUCUGAAAACACAGACCUGAAAUUUGAGGAAUCAUUUUGUUUGUAUCUCCUUGGAGAGGAAUCUGGCACCACUGUUUUUGAAAAGCUUCAGCAGCUUCAAAGUAAUGGGAAUUCCAACUCAAGAAAUUAUGGGUUACCUAAAAAGAAAGACGGCAAUGACAAGGUUACUGUCUGUCAGUCUCUGGAAUUGUGGCUGAAGGAUAUGGCACUUUCUCGUUUUGCGGAUACAAGAGAUUGUUCACCAUCUUUGGCCAACUUCUUUGGGGCUCCUAAGCGCAUCCUUAGCACUUCCAAGCAGAAAUUAGGAGCCACAAGAAUGGUCCGUUUGAGUUCUCAGCCAUCUUCUAGUGUGUCACCAUGCAACAGAGCUUUAGGGGAGCAGACGCCAAGAUUAAAUUCUACCAGCCAUUUGGGGGAAGCUGUAAAGCAACUUGCACCAAACAACCUGGGGGUCCAUUCUUCAAUGGAUAGGCCAGCAAAUGGUUCAACCACAACAUCUGUUCCCCUGAAGCGCAAUCUUGUAUCGCAUCCUGCAAGAACCUUGGAAUCGUGGGGUCUUACUGGUGAUAUUGUAGGGAAACUUGCAUAUAGUGCACUCAUUGGGUUUGCCCUAUUUGGUACAUUAAAACUGCUCAGACUUCAGUUUGGUCACAUGAAACCUGCCUCCGCAAGUAGGGGUUCUGCUGCCACACAGUCCCUGAAUGAAGAAUCGACGUUGGAAGGUUCUUUUAUUACUAGCAGCGUCAGGAAACAUUUUGAAAAACUGCCCAAGAUGCUUUGGUUAAACAAUAGGCUUUAUUCAAGAAGCGAAGAAAGCGACCUAUCUUCUGUUGCUAAUGCAGUGGCUGCUACAGUAUGCAAGCAAAGUAUGGCUCUUCAAGAAGCAGAAACACUUGUGAAGCAGUGGCAAGACAUCAAAUCUGAAGCUCUUGGCCCUGAUUAUCAAAUUGAUAUGCUCCCUGAAAUUCUUGACGGUUCAAUGCUUUCGAAGUGGCAAGAGUUGGCAUUGUCAGCAAAGGAUCAGUCCUGCUAUUGGAGAUUUGUUUUGUUAAAUCUCUCUGUUGUUCGAGCGGAGAUACUAUUGGAUGAGUCUGGCACUGGUGAAGUUGCAGAAAUUGGUGCUGUUCUUGAGGAAGCGGCUGAGCUUGUUGAUGAAUCCCAGCCCAAGAAGCCUAGCUAUUACAGUAUGUAUGAAGUUCAGUACAUAUUGAGGAGACAGAGUGAUGGAUCUUGGAAAAUCUGUGAGGCUUCUGUACGGGACUUGACAUGAUUAUUGUCAAAAGAGACAACUUAUUCAUCGGCUGAUAGCUCACAGGGCGCUGUUAAUUUUAUAAGGUUCGACAUGGCUGGCUCUGUUAAUUUUACAAGGUUCGACACGGCUGGCUUGAUACGCCAUUAAAUCAAUUUGAGGUAUCUUGCAAUGGCUUGCGAUGCCCGAGCUGCUCAUGGUGGCCACCGGAUACCUUACAUGACAAAGUAGCUGCUGAUAGCCUGAUAUGCCACAUUUGUACAGACUCUAACCAAACCUGAUAUCACAUGCUUUUAUCUGUUUCCUGAUAUGGUUUGAAUUUGCGGGACCUUUUUUAGUCGUGCCCUUUUUUAGUUGUGCGAGAGGCCAUCUGCGUCUAAAUUGUGGCGCCAUUGUUCAAAGAACAAUGUAAAUUAAUCUGCUCCUGUGUCUGUGUGGUUGUGUUCAACGGUAAAA